This is a messenger RNA of Saccostrea cuccullata (small rock oyster), 5929 nucleotides long. RefSeq lists its product as uncharacterized. Gene Ontology annotation, molecular function: protein binding. Gene Ontology annotation, biological process: chromatin remodeling. The transcript has 29 exons. The record is from RefSeq and is a predicted model, not a curated record. NCBI's taxonomy places the organism in Eukaryota, Metazoa, Mollusca, Bivalvia, Ostreida, Ostreidae. Gene Ontology annotation, cellular component: CERF complex.
UAAAUCAGAAAGACGAAGCAACCGGAAGUUGUUUCUUCUUUCGGAUCUCCUCUUGGUUUACCCCAAGAAAGGAAUAACGGACCUCCAUUGCAUUACUGCAUGAAAAAGGACGGUACUCUCCAUAAGAACUAUGUCUUUGGAAGAGAUUCAGUCCUUGUGGGAAGUGCCGUGUAUUGCGCAUUUCUGCUCCCUGUUUAGAUCGGCAUUCGACCUUCCAGACUUUGAUAUUGAGGACUUGGAGGAAGCUCUGGUAGACUCGUCAAAGGAGGAAAAUGUCUUCUUUUUGACAGAUUUAAUGUGUAAAAUCUUGAGGGGAUACUAUGGCAGAGAUGACAUUGAAACAUAUAAUUGUGAGGUUUUCCUCAAAGACACGUUGAAAUACAACUGGGAAAUGCUAGAAAAAAGGGAGGAAAACCCCCUUGCUAAUGCAGAAUUCAAAGAUCUUCCCCUGAGGACUAAAGUAGAGAUACUACAAUGUCUGUGUGAUUAUAGACUGGAUGCAGCUGAUAUUUUGGAUCAACUGAAGGGAUUUGAUGGCGAUAAUAUGAGAAUAGAACCUCUUGGAAAAGAUGCUGUUGGAGCGAAAUACUGGUACUUCUACGGAAGUCGCCUCUACAAAGAAGACCCAGAGCCAGAAGAGAUUAAACAAAAAAGUAAGAAAAAAGAGAAGAAAACCAAGGGAGAAAAUAAAAAGAAGAAAAAACAAACUAAAAAAGAGGAAACUGUGAAAACUUCCAGAGGACGAAAAGUAAAGAAAGUUAUUAAAGAGGAGGAAAGUAGUGAGGAGAAUGAAGAAGAGGAAGAAGAGGAUACAGAGGGGUCAGAUUCAGCCUCAGAGGAUGAUGUCAGUUUGUCCCAGCUGUCCACUAGAUCCACACCCAGGGGCAGGAAGAAAACAAAAAAUGAUGAAAACAAAACACCUGGCAGGCAGAAAGGAAGAGUGGCAGAAUUAAAAGACAGUGAGGAAACUCCAGUGCGGAGAAGUAGCAGAGGAAGAAUUAUUACGAAAAAAGGACCAAUGUACAGCGACAGUGAACCAAGCCCAGCUCCAAAAAAGAAUAUCAAGAACAGAUUAACCACGCCCACCAAUUCUGGUAGGAGGAGCACACGCAGAUCUGCUGCCGCAGUAGAAAAAGAGGCCAACAGUGAUUCAGGAAUUGAGGAGGAAAAUGAGGGUGAUAGCAUUACCCCAAGAUCCUCAAGGAGGAAUUCUUUGUCAAGCAUGAAUGACACUAACACACCUCGAUCUCGAAGUGGAAGGAAACAGACAUUGGUUUCAAGGGAAGGUACUCCUGAAAUGCCACCAAUAGUACAAAGGGGAAGACCUCGUAAGAAAAACAGCAACAACAAUGCGUCCACUCCAUUGAAAUCAUCAUCCCGACUUUCCUCUCGCUGUAACUCUGAGGACAGCAUGGCUCAGACUGAGGCUAGUGUAGCUCCUUCUGAGGACAGCAUGGCGCAAGCAGAGGACAGCAUGGUCCAGGCAGAGGACAUGGCCCAGGGUGAAGACAGCACACCACAAACUGAGGAGCCCAUGGUUCAGGAUGAGGACACUUCAGACAGGGCACUUAAGACACUUGAAAAGGAUCCUGAAACAGCAAACAGUCUGUCAGCUGAUUUACAGAACGGAGAUGACAGCAAUGAAAACAAAUGCAGUAAAGAAGAAAAUAGUCAAGAUAAACUGGAAAUCAAGGAAGACACUGAAGAUCCUGCUGCUGAAGAGAAAUCAGAGGGCAAAGAGGAGAUAGAAAAGAAGGAGAAGAGUAUUCCUCAAGAAAAUGGGGAAAAUGAACCAGAAAGCACAGAGAUUGAAAAGGAAAAUGGAGAGGAGGAGGAGGCAGAUGAACAAGAUGAAGAUAAGGAUGACACUAGGUCAGAGUUCAUGGAGGAUAUCAAGGAGGAGACAACUCUGGAUGGUGAAGAUAUAAAGGAGAUUCCAAGGAAACUGCGAGCUCGAGCCACGGCUGACAGCAACAGUCACGUCAGUGAAGGGACUGAUAAAAUGACUCCAAAGAUGGAGGUCACUGAGAAAAAAGAACGCCAGCCCUACCCAAAGAGACCACUGAAUCCAAAUGUUCGCUGGCACCUGAUCUGUGUGGAUAUGGAUGACUGGGAAGGGUUAGCGGAGUCGCUGAAGGAUAGCAAGGUCAAAUGUGAGCGUGACCUUUAUAAAUGUAUUGUGGAGGACUUCUUACCGGCUAUUCCUGACAUCAUUGAGGCCAGGGUAAAAUUGUGGUCCUGCAAGAGUUCACAGAGAUUCUGUGUAGAUUACAUACAAUUAUAGCAGCGGGAUGGAAGUCCGUACGCAGAUAAUUCCCGGACUAUUCAUGGCCUAGGUGCGAGACAGAGUUUAAUCUAAAGGGCCAAGAGAUUAGAGUUGAGGGAACAGAGGGCUGCCUACCUGGCGGAGGGGAAGGAGAUCCCCCCAGAGCUGAUGUAUGUUGCCAAUACAGGUCACAGCAAAUACGUGGACGAUCAUGACAGUUACACUAACAGAAUAGAAUUAGAUGAAGAAGUUGUGGAAGAGAUGAACAAAGUGUUGGAAAUGGUGAAAGCCCAUAAAGAUGCCUGGCCAUUUGAGGAGCCUGUCACAGAAGAAGAUGCACCUGGUUACCAUGACAUCAUUAAGAGACCCAUGGACUUGUCCACCAUCGAGAAGAAGCUGACAAACAGAGCCUACAGAAGCAAGAACAGAUUUGUCCAGGACCUGAACUUAAUGCUGGACAAUUGUCGACAGUUCAAUGGGGAAAAUAGUGGUGGGUAUUACCUUCAUAUCUUUGAUACCACACUAUUCAUCCGGAGACAAAAAUUUGAUAAUCUCACUAUGGAUGAUGAUGAUGACUCCAGAAGCAGUAGUCCUAAGCUGGUCAGAGUAAACAAGAACCGCCUCAUCCCAGAGCUGUCCUCAACCGUUAACCUCAGAGAACUGAUCAAAAGGCCUCUGAUUAUCAAUCCUAACUCAAACAGCAAAUUAGAAUGGGACCCAGAGAAAAAAGUUGUUCGAUUAAAUGGACAGAGUCCCUUAGGUCCACAGUUUGUAACCCGUGGGGAAAAUCCACAGUUUAUAGCAAAAGAGGAAACCAAGAAGUUCUCCCCGUACCAGGUGAAAUCAGGGACGAAGAACAAUUGUUUUAUCAUGGACCAGUCAGGGAACCUUCAACAUACUAUUGUACACAAUGGGAAAACCUUCAUCUUUCAACAGAGGCCUACUAAAGUGUCGACUAAAACCACUACACCUGGCACACCUCAGAGAAGUCUCCUGUCAGCUGUGUCUACAGCCCAGAAAACACCAGAAAAGACACAAGGUCAGUCUGAAAUCCUGGCCGGUCAUGGACAGAGUGGGGGCACCAUGAAGGUCAAUCUCCCCAUCACCCAAUCAGCCUUGACCCCAGGGAACCAGUUUGUGGUGCAGACCCCACAGGGACCCAAAACCAUACGUAUUGUCUCCACCACUAACCAAGCACAGUCCACCUCCACCAUUCUGCCCACAGUGGUGACUAAGCCUCAGACAGUCACAACAGCCACAGGGGAGGGGAUCAAAGUGUCCGGGGGAAUGCUGGUCCUUGAUGGGCAGGUCACAGGAAUUCCUGUGUCAGGAAAAACCAAGAUAAUCUAUAAAGCUCCAGUUGGUGUGGGUUCUCCAGGAACAUCCUCAGGGAAAACUAUUGUUAAACUGGUCACCACUCCAGACGGCAACAAGAUUAUACAGAACGUAGGACAACCGACACUACAGAAUGUAGGACAACCAGCCAUCAUCAAAGCCAUGGCAACACAGCCUGUCAGGCCAGCCACCCAAUCACAGCCAGCCAUCAUACAGGCUCCACCCACAAAUCAAGCCAUCAUCCAGUCCCCAUCCAUCAGAACCACUACCCCCGGGGCUCAGCCGCGGGGGCGUCUCCUACCUGAGCUUUCAGCAGAGUCAGGCUUCAGUGGCUUUGUUCCAAGCAGGCUUGAGGGAGCAGAAAAUCCCUCCACAGAAACUCCUCAGACUCAGAGUUCUGUGGCUGCCACCCUGGUUAAGAAUCUUAGUGCCACACCCAUACAUAGCCAAGCCCAGAAUGUGAUUCUCAGCAUGUUGCCAGGCAGUGACUUACUUUUGCCUACCCCUGUACAAAAUAUAAAUAAAUACAUUGAUGAUGAAGUGUAUGCAAGUGUAAAAGAGGAUCAGAAUAAGCAAAACGUGUCCAACACAGACUCUAUACCAAAUGAUCAAAGUGUGAUUAAUGAGGCAAUCAUUAGUACGGCCAGUGGUACUGUACCACAGAAACGGAAAUUAGAGAGCUCCGACUGUGAGGUACCACCCAAACUGUGGCAGGGAGGUGAGACAGUGAUAAACAACCAGAACAUUUCUAAUGUGAAUGAGGCAUCCACCAUUUCCAGUAUACCAGUAGCAGUUUCCUCUGAAUCUGUGGUUUCCAGUGUCCCCGUAGAUUCGUCGGUGCAGUUUGCAUCAAAUACACCAAUUGUUUCCAGUUUCCCAUCAGUGUCCAGUGUUCGCAUAGGGUCUAAUGUACAUUUAGUGUCCACUACUCCAAUUGUCUCAAGUGUGGGAGGCAACAUACAACUCUUAUCCUCUUUGCCAGUAGUUUCCAACAUACCUGCCAGUUCGAACAUUCAGAUCGUGCCUCUGGUAACCAGUGGUGCAAAUGUGACAUCACAAAACCGGCCAGUAGGGGAAUCCCCAAGUAAGAAAGGCAAUUUGUUUGACAAUUUAGAGACACUUGUGCCAGAUGCUAAAUCUGCAGCAGUGAAAAAUGGCAUUUCUGAUCAGGAUCCUCAAAGUUCAUCUCCACCCAAAGCCUCACCUCCUGUCUUUAAAUUAUCCCCUGAGGUGAUGAACAAAGUGUCCAUGUUUGCUGCAAAUCUCCACUCAAAUUCCUUGGCCAGCAAACUACAGGGGUUGACAAAAUCACCGACUGGAUCAGCUUCAGUUCAGAGCAUAAAUGUGGCCAACAUCUUGACCAAUCCAGUCACAGCAAACCUCACAACCAUGGCAACUGCAAUACCACAGGAACAACCAAUAUUAGUGCAUGAUGGGAAUUUAGAGGUCACGACCUCUUCCCAGCCAGAUGUGCUUGUUACAGGGCCCCAGUUUACAACAGAGCAGCUGGUAGAGGCAGGCUUGGUACCUAAACAAGACCACGUUUGACAGAUGCCUUAGCUAGACCAAUGUUUACUAAUCACCUAACAAAAAAAGACCAACAGACAAAGAUCAGCAGGACUGAGUGGCAGAGGAAGGGAACCAGUUUAUACAGAGUAAAGGAGCCAGAAAAGAUGAUACAUCAUGAAGAUGUUUACAUUUUUCCAUUUGUGUUGUGUGAAUUUGCGAGGGGAGGUGGAUGUUUGAGAACGUAAAAUGUUAUUUAACUAUUGUAAUGAUUGAGAUUUGCAUUGGUUUCUUUUCUUUUUUUUGUGGUCACAUUUGUACAUUUAAUGAACUAAUCUACCAUUGUUUCAUAUGGGUGAGAUAUCAAUAAUUUCUUGUUAAAAUGUAGAUGAAAUUGAAUGUGUAUAGACUGUGUUAAUAACAAGUGUUUACAUGUUUACCAAUUUGUGAUGCUCCCUGAGAGUUAUAUGUGCAACUAAUUUCUAAAUUUGUGUAUUUUUUCACCACUUAUUAAAAUCUAUUUAUUUUGACAAAUGUAGAUGCAUCUUGGGUUUUCUCAUUAUUUUUUUCAAAGAAAAUAGGAAUCUUGUCAGUGUAAUAUAUGAAUAUCCUUAAACUUUUUGGAUGAUGUUUGAAAGUUGACAUGGUCUUAUGGAAACCUAAAAAUUGAUGUUGUAACUGGUGUCCAGAAUAAAGUCAUUAUGUGUUAGGGGCAUUUAUUUUUUUAAUUCAGAAUUUCUCAUAUGAAUUUUAUGACACAUCUGAAAUUUUUUAUCAAUUGUGUGUCAACAGCAAAUAAAAAAUGUACAUCAUUUCCUUUAA